Messenger RNA from Musa acuminata subsp. malaccensis (wild Malaysian banana), 2040 nucleotides. RefSeq names its product putative glucuronosyltransferase PGSIP8. Gene Ontology annotation, molecular function: glycosyltransferase activity. NCBI's taxonomy places the organism in Eukaryota, Viridiplantae, Streptophyta, Magnoliopsida, Zingiberales, Musaceae. The record is from RefSeq and is a predicted model, not a curated record.
CUUUCGGCGCUUCCUCGGUGCCUUUCCUUGUUUCGUCGGAAACCCCCAAACGCCCCCGCCUCCCACUUAUCUUCCACUUCUCUGGAAUCUCCCAUCGCCUCUUAUCGGCUGUCUCCGGCGAGUCUUCGGCCGUUCCUACGGGAUUUGGCGCUGUCCGGGUGGGUCCGACGGCCAGGGGACGGCUUGGGGUAGCGGCGCGGAGCUGUGCCGGUGAGGGGCGGCCGAGAUCUGGAGACUGGGAAACUGGGAGGAGCGCCGAAGGUGGAGAUCCGAUAUGUGGGCGCAUAAAAAUUCGUUUUUGUGCCGUUUUAGCUCACUUUUCUCGGGCGGCAUAGACGGCGGAAGACGGCAGUGGUUCCUGGCGACGCUGGUGUUGACGCUGACGGCCGCUGUGGCUGCCGCGGAGGAGGCACCGGCGAGUCGGAGGCACGCGUACGCGGCGAUGAUGUACAUGGGGACGCCGAGGGACUACGAGUUCUACGUGGCGACGAGAGUGAUGAUGAGGUCUCUCGCGAAGCUCAACGUCGACGCCGAUCUCGUCGUCAUCGCCUCCGUCGAUGUCCCUGCACGAUGGGUCCAAACGUUGCAAGAGGAGGAUGGGGUGAAGGUUGUUGCUGUUGAGAAUCUGAAGAAUCCAUAUGAAAAUCAAGGCAACUUCAACACCAGAUUCAAGUUGACAUUGAACAAGCUCUAUGCGUGGAGUUUAGUUUCAUAUGAUCGAGUCGUAAUGCUUGAUUCUGACAACAUUUUCCUCCAGCGUACCGAUGAGCUUUUCCAGUGCGGCCAGUUCUGUGCUGUCUUCAUCAACCCCUGCAUCUUUCAUACUGGACUUUUUGUUCUUCAGCCUUCAAUGAAUGUAUUCAAGAACAUGCUGCAUGAGCUAGAAAUUGGACGUGAAAACCCUGAUGGUGCAGAUCAGGGUUUCCUCGCAAGCUACUUUCCUGACUUGCUUGAUCAGCCAAUGUUCCAUCCACCUACUAAUGGUACAAAGCUUGAUGGUGCCUAUCGCCUGCCUUUGGGUUACCAGAUGGAUGCUUCAUAUUACUAUCUGAAACUCCGGUGGAGCAUACCAUGUGGACCAAAUAGUGUAAUUACAUUCCCCAGUGCCCCAUGGUUAAAACCUUGGUAUUGGUGGUCUUGGCCUGUCUUACCAUUGGGCCUUUCAUGGCAUGAGCAACGUCGGAAGAAUCUUGGGUAUGGUUCGGAGGUGCCAGUGUUGCUGAUCCAGGCAGUAAUCUAUUUUGGAAUCAUAGCAAUCACCCGAUUGGCACGACCAAGCUUGUCAAAGCUUUGUUAUAACCGGCGGCCAGAAAAGAGUAUUGUAAUCCUACACACCACACUCAAAGUGGCAGCAAUGUGGUCCAUUUUUGCUGCAUACACUGUCCCAUUUUUCCUCAUCCCACGGACAGUGCAUCCCCUUUUGGGCUGGCCCCUUUAUGUUCUUGGAGUUGCUUCUCUUUCUUCAAUCGUGAUCAAUGUCUUCCUGCUCCCACCUUUGCCAGUCCUCACAGUGUUACUGGGGAUAUCGGGAUCACUGUUUGUGAUGGCAUUCCCUUGGUAUCUCGAUGGUGUCAUUAGAGCUCUUGCAGUGUUUACUUAUGCCUUCUGCUGUGCUCCAGUGGCAUGGGCAUCCUUGAUGAAAGUAUCGAGUUCCUUGCAGAACCUACUUGAAAGGGAGGCAUUCUUUCCGAGACUGGGGGAGUCCACACAACUGUCUGAGUUGAACAAACUGUAUUAAUCUGCACAUAUAACCAGCUAGUCCUAUUUAUUUAGAUGAUUUUGCCGUUCACUUGUAUCGGUUCGAUGUAACCCUGUAUGGUAGUAUUAAAUACCAUAUAGAAGAAGAGGCAAAGGACUGGCUGGCGAAGAUGGGAGUGGUGAUUUUGUGGAGCAAGUUCACCUAGGGUUGCUCUGGUGUUCAGGGGACACAAUGAAUGGUGAUUAACAUUUGAUCUCUCCCCUCUUGAAUGUGAAACACUUCAAUUUGGAAAAAUGUGUGUGUGUUCUUGAUCUAUAAUUUUAGCGUGAAGAUGACAAUUA